AGUUGCGCGGCGGUGGGCAAAGCGAGCAGACAGCCAGAACAUGAGGGAAAAUCAAAAGGAAGAGUUUAAUGAUGCCUUGAUGAACACAUUGAAGAAAUCGAAAAAUCCCAACUCUAAAAUAGAUUGGUAUUAUGCGCCUGGAUUUCUGCUUUUCUGGCUGGCGCUAUUCUUUGCCGUAGUUGUGCCACUCUUCAAUAAACUGCCCGAUAGUGUGACCAUUGCGGAGGAGUCUAAGAGACCAAAUGAGUUUGUGGCAGAGCGCGCCCAGCUUGCGCUAUACGAUUAUGAUAUCAUUGGACCCAAAGUUGUUGGCAGCAUAGCCAACGAGCAGCAAACAGUGGCUUUUCUGCUAAGAGAAGUUGAGAAAGUGCGUCAAGCGAUGCGUGCGGAUCUCUUCGAGCUGGAGGUGGAUGUGCAAGCACCAUCUGGCGCCUAUAUGCAUUGGAAUAUGGUGAACAUGUAUCAAGCAGUGACGAAUGUGGUGGUGAAGCUCAGCACAGUUGGCUCCACAAGCGAAAACUAUGUGCUGCUCAACAGUCACUUUGACUCGAAGCCCAGCAGUCCUGGCAGUGGCGAUGAUGGCACAAUGGUAAUCGUUAUGCUGGAGGUGCUGAGAGUAAUGGCCACAUCGCCAUUUCCCUUUGAGCAUCCCAUUGUGUUUCUCUUCAAUGGCGCAGAGGAAAAUCCGCUGCAGGCUUCACAUGGUUUUAUUACAAAACACAAAUGGGCAAAGAACUGCAAAAUACUGCUUAAUCUGGAAGUAGCUGGCAGCGGUGGCAGAGAUUUGCUCUUUCAAGGUGGACCCAAUCAUCCUUGGCUUAUGCGCUACUAUAAACAGCAUGCUAAACAUCCAUUUGCCACAACAAUGGCUGAGGAAAUAUUUCAGGCUGGUAUUUUACCCUCCGAUACGGACUUCCGCAUAUUUCGCGAUUACGGCCAAGUGCCUGGUUUGGAUAUGGCGCAGAUAAGCAAUGGCUAUGUUUACCACACCGAGUUUGAUAACUAUGCCAAUGUUCCACGAAAUUGUCUGCAAAAUAGCGGCGAAAAUGUUUUGCCCUUGCUGCGUGCCUUUGCUAAUGCCAGCGAGUUGUAUAACGUUGAGGAUCAUCGCGCAGGACACACAGUUUUCUUUGAUUUUCUAGGCCUAUUCUUUGUCUUCUACACACAAACCACGGGCAUUAUCUUGAACUCCUGCAUAGCUGCUGUCAGUUUAUUGCUGGUGGGUCUGUCUUUGUGGCGCAUGGCACGCCUGACGCAUACAUCGCUAGGCCAGAUUUCCAUUUGGUUUGGCAUACUCGUGGCGUUACAUGUAGUGGGCGUGCUGCUUAAUAUUUGUUUGCCACUGCUCAUGGCGGUGCUCUUCGAUGCUGGCAAUCGCUCUUUGACUUACUUUUCUAAUCAAUGGCUAAUGAUUGGACUUUUUGUUAUACCGGGCAUUAUUGGACUUAGCCUGCCCACAACGCUGUAUUAUAGUUUCAGAAAGAAUGUUCCAAUCAGUCACGCCUAUCAUCUGCAAAUGAGUCUGCAUGCCCAUUGUGUUUUUCUUGCCGUAUUGGCCAUCAUACUGACUGCCAUGAAUUUACGCACAAUUUAUCUCUGCAUGAUAUCCAUACUCUUCUACUCUGCUUCGCUCAUUAUAAAUCUACUAAGCUCCUUGCAUGAUCGGGGCUAUUACUGGACAAUAAUUACACAAGUGUUCCAGCUGAUGCCCUUCUUUUACUUUUGGUAUCUCUUCUACAUGUUUCUGGUUGUAAUGAUACCCAUGAUGGGACGCAACGGCAGUGCCAUAAAUCCAGAUCUACUAAUGGCAACUCUUUGCGCCCUGGGCGGCUUUUUUGCACUGGGCUUUGUGACACCUUUAAUCAAUAUGUUCCGUUGGUCGAAAUCACUAUUGCUUGGUCUGGGCAUUGUUACUUUCAUAUUCAGCAUGAUUGCCGUAUCCGAUGUUGGUUUUCCAUAUCAGGCCAAAACGAGCGUUAUGCGCGUCAACUUUUUGCAUGUGCGUCGCAUAUUUUAUGAAUAUGAUGGCAGUAUAAGUCUCGAAGACUCCGGCUACUAUUUUGAUUUCCAGGACAGACGAUUGAAUUAUCCACUCGAAGACACUUCACUGAAUUUGCAGGGUCUAACUGGCAUUGAGGCUGAUUGUGAGGCUGGUGAGCUUAUGUGUGGUGUGCCUUGCUUCAAUCAUCGCUGGUGCAAGGCACGUUCAACUGGUCGUUGGCUGCCGCGGUCUGAGGUGCCGAUACCCGGCAACAACUCCUUGUUGCUCUUGGCCAAGACUAUUUUGCCAACUGGCAAUAUAAUGCGCUAUGAAUUUGAAAUGAGCGGCCCACCACAUAUGGGCUUGUUCAUUGAUCCGCUGGAUGAUGCCAGCGUGAAGGAUUGGUCAUUCAUACGCAAUCCGCUAGAUGAGCCGCAUAAAUAUGAACGACCCUAUCAAAUAUUUUUCUCCUACGGCAGAGACAACACGCCAUUGAAAUUUCACAUAGAUUUUGAGAAACCCUCGCGCAAUUUCAAUGUGCCUAUUUUUCGCUUGGGUGUAGCCUGGCAUUAUGUCAGCUAUGAUUUUAAGCGUGAUGCAGAUGGCAUGAAAUUUAUAGCCGACUUUCCCGACUUUGUGCAUGUGAUGGAGUGGCCCACGCUAUACAAACGUUAUAUAUUUUAAGCUUUAUAUUAUAUGCAGUGUAAAUAGUGUAGUUAUACAUAUAUAU
Messenger RNA from Drosophila busckii, 2711 nucleotides. RefSeq names its product endoplasmic reticulum metallopeptidase 1. Bases 41 to 2665 code for a protein of 874 amino acids. Lineage: Eukaryota; Metazoa; Arthropoda; Insecta; Diptera; Drosophilidae. The transcript has 11 exons. Gene Ontology annotation, biological process: proteolysis. The record is from RefSeq and is a predicted model, not a curated record. Gene Ontology annotation, molecular function: metalloexopeptidase activity.